AUGUAACUGUAAGUCCAAUGCACUGAAAAACUAGGUUUCGCAUCUAACUCGUCAUUUGUAGCAGGUUGUUUGAAAGCCGAAUAUAACUAGAGAAGGCAAGCACCGAGAACUCAAGUGGGUUGGAAAUGGCUUCCAAUGCAGCAGUGCCGUUCUGGAGAGCAGCGGGGAUGACUUAUAUAACGUACUCAAACAUAUGUGCUAAUCUGGUGAGGAACUGCCUCAAAGAGCCUUACAAGACCGAAGCUCUCACUCGCGAGAAGGUCCAUUUUGCCGUCUCCAAGUGGGUCGAUAGCAAGCCCCAGAAAUCCAGUAUGAUUCGAAUCUUUCUGGAUCUGGGAUUUUUGAGAUGUGCUAUUCGUUCGGAUACAGAAGAAGAAUGAAUUCUGAUGUUUGGUCUUCUGAAUGCCUAAAUGUGGGAUGGUCUUCUGCAACAGUGUUUUCAUCUGCUUGUCUAUUUGGCAGAUUGAAAUUUGUUUGGUAUGUAAUGCCUAAUUAAAGACAAUGAUUAGUUUCAGGUUAUUGGUCUUGUAAUAAUGUAACUACUAUUGGUCUAUUACUUAAAAAUUGUCUUUUCCGAUCGAAGCUAAACUUUUGUGCUUUUAGAACUUAACGACCACAGUUAUCAUUGCUGUUUCGCAAUUGUUUAUUGUGGUUAGCUGGAAUUGAUGAAAUGUUCUCUCA
Molecule: messenger RNA, 681 nt
Organism: Hevea brasiliensis (rubber tree)
Lineage: Eukaryota; Viridiplantae; Streptophyta; Magnoliopsida; Malpighiales; Euphorbiaceae
Product: ATP synthase subunit epsilon, mitochondrial
Exons: 2
Coding region: 126-380 (84 amino acids)
Biological process (GO): proton motive force-driven mitochondrial ATP synthesis
Cellular component (GO): mitochondrial inner membrane
Molecular function (GO): proton-transporting ATP synthase activity, rotational mechanism
Source: RefSeq, a predicted model, not a curated record